AUCAUACAUUACGUCGAUUCUCUCGUCAAUUUCCUUCGCACACUUUGUGCCGGUUGUCCCGGCACGCGAUUGAUUACAAUAGGCAGCGCGUGCACCGCGCUUAUGUCCAAACGCACUGCUGACGGCAGCACCGAGACCCCGUCAGCUAAGAAGACAGCCACGACCAUGAGCGCCAAGGGCGGGGCGGCUGACGGGGCUCAUGUGGAGAUCGAUGAGAACCUUCACUCCCGCCAGCUGGCCGUUUACGGCCGCGAGGCCAUGAAGAGAAUGGCCACGUCGAGCGUGCUGAUUUGUGGAGCGAAUGGCCUUGGCGUGGAAGUUGCCAAGAACGUCAUCCUGGCGGGCGUGCGCGGUGUGACGGUGCACGACACCGCCAAGGUGGCGCUCACCGACCUGUCCGCGCAGUUCUACCUGACCGAGCAGGACGUGGGCCGCAACCGCGCGGAGGCUUGCCGCGAGAAGCUGCAGGAGCUGAACACGGGUGUGGCGGUGCACGCGGCCAGCGGCGAGCUGACCGACGCCUUCGUGCGGCAGUUCCAGGUGGUGGUGGCCACCACUGCGCCGCUGGCGGAGGCCAAGCGCCUGGACGCGCUGUGCCACGCCGCCGGCACCGCCUUCAUUUGGGCGCAGACUCGCGGCGUGUUCGCCCGCGUGUUCACAGACUUUGGCCCGGCCUUCACGGUGUACGACGUCAACGGCGAAGAGCCGCACUCGGGCAUUGUGGCCUCAGUCAGCAGCGGCAGCCCGGCCAUGGUCACCUGCGUGGAGGAUGAGCGGCUGGAAUUCCAGGACGGCGAGCUGGUGUCUUUCAGUGAGGUGGUGGGUAUGGACAAGCUCAACACACACGGCCCCUUCAAGGUCAAGAACUGCAAGGCUCACUCGUUUGAGAUCGAGGCCGACACCAGCAGCUGGGGCGAGUACGUGCGCGGCGGCAUCGUGGUGCAGGUCAAGGAGUCCAAGAGCCUGAGCUUCAAGAAGCUGGAGCAGGCGCUGACCGAGCCGGGCGAGUUCCUGCUCACGGACUUUUCCAAGCUGGACCGCCCCGGGCAGCUGCACGUGGCCUUCCAGGCGCUGGACGCAUUCGAGGCCGAGCACGGCCGCUCGCCGCGCCCCGCCGACGCCGCCGACGCCGCCGCGCUGACUGCCGCCGCGGAGCAGCUGAACGGCGGGCUGGCUGCGGGGUCGGCCGCCAGGCUGGAGGCUGUGGACGGCGCGGUGGUGGGCAAGCUGGCUCACUGCGCGGGCGCGGAGGUCAGCCCCAUGGCGGCCCUGUUCGGCGGCGUGGUGGGCCAGGAGGUGGUGAAGGCGGUCAGCGGCAAGUUCCACCCGGUGUUCCAGUGGCUCUACUUCGACAGCCUGGAGUCGCUGCCGGAGCCCGAGCAGCUGGCGGCGGCGGGGCCUGAGGAGUACGCGCCGCUGGGAUGCAGGUACGACCCCCAGAUUGCGGUGUUCGGCCGCACCAUGCAACGCCGCCUCAGCCAGCUGCAGCUGUUCCUGGUGGGUGCUGGCGCGCUGGGCUGUGAGUUCCUCAAGAAUUUCGCCUGCAUGGGUGUGGCGUGCGGCCCGCUGCCGGGCGCUGACGCCGCCUCCACCGGCCGCCUGACGGUCACUGAUGACGACGUGAUCGAGAAGUCCAACCUCAGCCGCCAGUUCCUGUUCAGGGACUGGGACAUCGGCAGCUCCAAGUCCUCAGUGGCCGCCGCCGCCGCCCAGCGCAUCAACCCGGGCCUUGCCGUGACGCCGCUGCAGAACCGCGUGUCGCCCGACACCGAGUCCGUGUUCGACGACAAGUUCUGGCAGGGUCUGGACCUGGUUGUGAACGCGCUGGACAACGUGAACGCGCGCCUGUACGUGGACAGCCGCUGUGUCUACUUCGGCAAGCCGCUGCUGGAGAGUGGCACGCUGGGGCCCAAGUGCAACACGCAGAUGGUCAUCCCGCGCCUGACUGAGAACUACGGCGCCUCGCGCGACCCGCCCGAGAAGCAGGCGCCCAUGUGCACCGUGCACUCCUUCCCGCACAACAUCGACCACUGCCUCACCUGGGCGCGCAGCGAGUUUGAGGGCCUGCUGGAGAAGGCGCCGCGCGAGGCCGCCUCCUUCCUGGCCGCACCCGCCGACUACGCCAAGGCCGUGCGCGCCAACCCGGACGCCUCUGCGCGCCAGCAGCUGGAGGCGGUGGCGGAGGUGCUGCUGGACGGCCGCGCCGCGGACUUCAACGCGUGUGUGGCCUGGGCUCGCGGCCGCUUCCAGGACUACUUCCACAACCGCAUCGCGCAGCUGACCUACACCUUCCCCGAGGAUGCCACCACCUCCACCGGCGCGCCCUUCUGGUCCGCGCCCAAGCGCUUCCCGCGCCCGCUCAACUUCGACCCCAAGGACCCCGCGCACGCCGCCUUCGUGCAGGCCGGCGCCAUCCUGCGCGCCGAGGUGUUUGGCAUCCCGCGCCCCGACUGGGCGGACAGUGCGGCCAAAGUGGCGGAGGUGGCGGCGGCGGUGGACAUCCCCGCCUUCGUGCCGCGGGCGGGCGUGCAAAUCGAGACAGACCCCAAGGCCGACCGCACCAAGCCGGCGGGCGCGGACAAGACUCACGACGACGAGGCGGUGAUUGAGGGCCUGCUGGGGCGGCUGGAGGGCGCAGUGCCCGGGCUGGCCAAGGAGGGAUUCAAGCUCAGCCCCAUCCAGUUUGAGAAGGACGACGACGGCAACUUCCACAUGGACCUCAUCGCCGGCCUGGCCAACAUGCGCGCCCGCAACUACUCCAUCCCCGAGGUGGACAAGCUCAAGGCCAAGCUCAUCGCCGGCCGCAUCAUCCCAGCCAUCGCCACAGCCACCGCAGUGGCCACCGGCCUGGUGUGCCUGGAGCUGUACAAGGCGGUGCUGCCCGGCAAGAAGCUGGAGGCCUACCGCAACACCUUUGCCAACCUGGCGCUGCCGCUGUUCGCCAUGGCCGAGCCCAUCCCGCCCAAGAGCACCACCUACAACGACCUCACCUGGAGCCUGUGGGACCGCUGGACGCUGGAGGGCGACCUCACGGUGCAGCAGGUGCUCGACUGGUUCAGCGCCAAGGGCCUCAACGCCUACUCCAUCAGCUGCGGCCCCGCGCUGCUGUACAACAACAUCUUCCCCAAGCACGUGGAGCGCCUAGGCAAGAAGAUGAGCGAGCUGGUGGUGAGCGUGGCCAAGAUGGAGCUGCCCGCCAACCGCGACCACUUCGAUGUGGUGGUGGCGUGUGAGGACGACAAUGACGAGGACCUGGACGUGCCGCUGGUGUCCAUCAAGUGGAGGUAGCGGGUUGGAGGUAGUGCUGGGGCAGGAGCCGGUGCCGUGUAGCCAAGACUGGAGUGGUGUGUGACUAGGGCAGGGGCCGGUGGAGCUGACCAUGGAAGUAGGUGGACUGGUUAGGAUCGUAGUGACACAACAUAAAUGAGGUCACCGGAGAAUAUCGUAAUGCGAGACGUUAGCACAGGCUGAGAGGCUGCCUGCAGGUUGGUUGUUGCAUGUAUGGUGGCUUAUGCGGCAGACGUUCCUGAAGGAACCGCAUAAGGGAACAAAUUUGCAAUCCUACACUUAAUGAGAAGUGGGGAGGGGUGGGGGAAAGUCCGAUGAGCGCACGGAUGAGCGUAGAGGGCCGGGGCGGGUCACAAGGUGCAUGCGGGUCUGCACCGGGUAAGUGCAGAAGUUAUCCAUGGACU
Messenger RNA from Chlamydomonas reinhardtii, 3692 nucleotides. RefSeq lists its product as uncharacterized. Gene Ontology annotation, biological process: ubiquitin-dependent protein catabolic process; DNA damage response; protein ubiquitination. Gene Ontology annotation, cellular component: nucleus; cytoplasm. The record is from RefSeq and is a predicted model, not a curated record. Gene Ontology annotation, molecular function: ubiquitin activating enzyme activity. The coding region runs from base 103 to 3288 and encodes 1061 amino acids. NCBI's taxonomy places the organism in Eukaryota, Viridiplantae, Chlorophyta, Chlorophyceae, Chlamydomonadales, Chlamydomonadaceae. The transcript is spliced from 18 exons.